This is a messenger RNA of Marmota monax (woodchuck), 2807 nucleotides long. It is a transcript of the gene Pkp3, whose product is annotated as plakophilin 3. Gene Ontology annotation, molecular function: cadherin binding. Bases 64 to 2493 code for a protein of 809 amino acids. The record is from RefSeq and is a predicted model, not a curated record. Gene Ontology annotation, cellular component: nucleus; plasma membrane; cytoplasm. NCBI's taxonomy places the organism in Eukaryota, Metazoa, Chordata, Mammalia, Rodentia, Sciuridae. Gene Ontology annotation, biological process: cell-cell adhesion; cell-cell junction assembly. The transcript is spliced from 14 exons.
CCUCCCUCCAGUGCCCCCACAGGGCCAUCUCCAACAGAGGCUGCCCACAGCAGCGGGGCCAGGAUGGAGCCCAGGACGCCUCAGCGGGCAGCAGCGUCCCCGGGGGUGAGUCCCAGGGCCGGCGGGACCCGGACCUCAGGCAGGCCCGAGGCCGGUGUGUGCUCCCUGGCGCUUCCCUCAGAUCUGCAGCUGGACCGCCGGGGUGCGGAGGGGCCAGAGGCUGAGCGGCUGCGGGCAGCCCGCGUCCAGGAACAGGUCCGAGCCCGCCUCCUGCAGAUGGGCCAGCAGCCAAGGCACAAUGGGGCAGUCGAGCCUGAGGGGGCCACCGAGGCAGCCAGAGGCACUUCCAGGGGUCAGUACCACACACUGCAGGCUGGCUUCAGCUCCCGCUCCCAGGGCCUCAGUGGGGACAAACCCUCGACCUUCCGGCCCAUCGCCACGCCAGCCUAUAGCCCGGCCUCCUGGUCCUCCCGCUCCGCCGUGGACCUGAGCUGCAGUCGGAGGCUGAGCUCUGCCCACAAUGGGGGCAGUACUUUUGGGGUGGGGUACCCCCAGUCCACCCCACCCAUGCCCGCCCGUCCCGUGUCCUUCCAUGAGCGGGGUGGAGUGGGCAGCCGAGCUGACUAUGACACGCUGUCCCUGCGCUCACUGAGGCUGGGGUCUGGGGGCCUGGAUGACCGCUAUAGUGUGAUUUCUGAGCAGCUGGAGCCUGCGGCCACCUCCUCCUACAGGGCCUUUGCUUACGAGCGCCAGGCCAGCUCCAGCUCAAGCCGGGCAGGAGGGCUGGACUGGCCAGAGGCCAGUGAGGGGCCCCCCAGUCGAACCAUCCGUGCCCCAGCCAUGCGGACUCUGCAGAGAUUCCAGAGCAGCCACCGAAGUCGCGGGGGCACUGGGGCAGUGCCGGGGGCUGGCCUGGAGCCUGUGGCCCGAGCGCCAUCAGUGCGCAGCCUCAGCCUCAGCCUGGCGGACUCGGGCCACCUGCCUGACAUGCGUGGGCUGGACAGCUAUGUUGGCCAUCGCACCCUGCAAAGGCUCAGCAGCGGCUUUGACGACAUUGACCUGCCCUCAGCGGUCAAGUACCUCAUGGCCUCAGACCCCAACCUGCAGGUGCUGGGAGCAGCCUACAUCCAGCACAGGUGCUACAGUGAUGCUGCAGCUAAGAAGCAGGCCCGUAGCCUCCAGGCUGUGCCUAGGCUGGUGAAGCUCUUCAACCACGCCAACCAAGAGGUGCAGCGCCACGCCACAGGUGCCAUGCGCAACCUCAUCUAUGACAAUGCCGACAACAAGCUGGCCCUGGUGGAGGAGAAUGGCAUCUUCGAGCUGCUGCGCACACUGAGAGAGCAGGAUGAUGAGCUCCGCAAGAAUGUCACAGGCAUCCUGUGGAACCUGUCGUCCAGCGACCACCUGAAGGACCGCCUGGCCCGGGACACGCUGGAACAACUCACAGACCUGGUGCUGAGCCCCUUGUCAGGGGCAGGGGGGCCCCCCCUCAUCCAGCAGAAUGCCUCUGAGGCCGAGAUCUUCUACAAUGCCACGGGCUUCCUUAGGAACCUCAGCUCCGCCUCCCAGGCCACUCGCCAGAAGAUGCGGGAGUGCCACGGGCUAGUGGACGCGCUGGUCACCUACAUCAACCAUGCCCUGGACGUAGGAAAGUGCGAGGACAAGAGUGUGGAGAAUGCCGUGUGCGUGUUGAGGAACUUGUCCUACCGCCUGUACGAUGAGAUGCCUCCCUCAGCCCUGCAGCGGCUGGAGGGCCGGGGCCGCAGAGACCUGACUGGGGCACCACCGGGAGAGGUGGUGGGCUGCUUCACACCACAGAGCCGGCGGCUGCGUGAGCUGCCUCUGGCGGCCGACGCACUCACAUUCGCAGAGGUGUCCAAGGACCCCAAGGGCCUCGAGUGGCUGUGGAGCCCCCAGAUUGUGGGCCUCUACAACCGGCUGCUGCAGCGCUGUGAGCUGAACCGGCACACGACUGAGGCAGCCGCAGGGGCUCUGCAGAACAUCACCGCCGGUGACCGCAGGUGGGCAGGUGUGCUGAGCCGCCUGGCCCUGGAGCAGGAGCGCAUCCUGAACCCACUGCUAGACCGAGUGCGGACUGCAGACCCUCACCAGUUGCGCUCACUGACCGGCCUCAUUCGAAACCUGUCUCGGAAUGCCAGGAACAAGGACGAGAUGUCCACCAAGGUGGUAAGCCAUCUGAUUGAGAAGCUCCCUGGCAGUGUGGGCGAGAAGUGCCCCCCGGCUGAGGUGCUGGUCAACAUCAUAGCUGUGCUCAAUAAUCUGGUGGUGGCCAGUCCCAUAGCUGCCCGAGACCUACUCUACUUUGACGGGCUCCGAAAGCUGGUCUUCAUCAAGAAGAAGCGAGACAGCCCUGACAGUGAGAAGUCCUCCAGAGCAGCCUCCAGCCUCUUGGCCAACUUAUGGCAGUACAGCAAGCUCCACCGUGACUUCCGGGCGAAGGGCUAUCGGAAGGAGGACUUCCUGGGUCCAUAGACGAGGACCUCCCGGAGAAGGUGUGAGCCCAGCUUCCGAGGAACAGGCUCAGCUACAGCUGCUUGCCAUUGGCUUGGAGGAGGAGGCUGCUGGCAUCUCUCCACAGAACCCCACAUGCACCUUCAAGGGGCCUGGGCCACCCCGAGGGACAGGGCUUGCAGCUGGGGAUUUGGCUUCUGCGGGCAGGGGAUCGGGCAGGGGUUGAGGUUGGUCUGGUAUAUGGGUGGUGACCUGGUCAUAAAUGGGGCUGGCCAUGGCCUGGCAGUGCCUCAGGAUGGCAGCACUGGGAAUAAAGGUGGCCAUGAACACAGCCA